UCUUGGAUGAUAUAUUGUACUUCAAUAACAGUCAUAAACUUGUUCAGCUCUUGUGUCACAGGUUUGAAGAAUUUUGUUGGAUUUUUGAUAAACUUGCUUCAAUUCUGAUGUCAUCAAGUGUAAAUUGUAAUUUGUCCAAUCCAUGGUAUGAAUGAAAAAGUUAAAGUGAAGUUAAUAGCAAGAAAAGAUACCUUCAGAAACAGCUUGGAAUUUAAUUUUGAUGCAAUAAGACUUGAUAAAAUAACUUAAAAAUAUGUUGAGGAAUUUCUAAUGUGCUUUGGAAUAUAUCUGCAUUGUUCAAUUAGUCUCUAGGAAUACAGAAUUUUUUUAAUUUUAUUUCUGACAACUUUUUGGAGUCAUCUACAUGCAUGUCUAUCCUCUAAGUGUCUGCUUUAAUUGACAACAAUUGUUUUGGAUUUUAGAAAUGAUAAAAAAAGUUCCAAAUUAUUUGUGGAUUUAUUGAGGAAUAAUUGCUGUUUCAUGGAAACAGGAUUUUGUGACAAGAUUUUUGUCCAUACAUGUCUGUUACAGCAUAGGAAAUUUGGAAUUUGUUGAACAUGUAAAGUAAAACACAAUUUGUGGCUCACCUAUGCUAAUGAAAUCAAUGCUACAUAUUUUUGUGAUCCAUGUUUGGUGAUUAGGUUGUUAAUAUUCUCUUCUGGUGUCGUCAAUCACAUCAAAAAUCAAUUAUGAAUAAUAACGGAUAUGUGAAAAUAAGAUUUCCGAAGUGUAUAAACGAGAUGAUGGAAAAGAGCGAUCAGAAAAUGCGAAUGCAUUUAAGUUUGACGGAUACAACUGGAGUUCCGAUCCAACAUAACUUGACUAAUCUGAUAAAAAGUGUGGGAUUUAUAGAAAGGUUACCAGAGUAUUCUAGUCAUAUCUUAAGGGCACAAGCAGUUAAAAGAAAGUUAGAAGCACAAAGAGAAGAAAAAAGGAGACAAAAUAUAUUAAGCAAGCGCAGUGAAGAACAAAGACAGGCAACUGAGAAAUUUCAACGAUCCCAUAUAAGUAGUCGUCCAUCCAGUAAAAACAGCAAUAGCAGUCACAGUGGUAAAAGAUCUCCAAAGUUUACCCAGAGAACCUUAGAAGAUACUUUAAAGUUAGUCAGAGGGUCAUCGUCAGGGAGACAUAGUGCUAAACAUCAGACAUCACCGUACAGCACUCAACUGUUUAGUACCGAUCCUCUGAACAAACCGUAUGUUAACAAAUACUCAGGGUCAUAUCAUCAAACGCCAGAGAAACAAAAUGACAACAGCAAUGCAAAUUACCUUCAUAAUAAUAGUUUACGGAACUUGAACAGUAGCCGUAAUUUGUUCGAACAACAACUGGAACAGCACCAACAGCUUCUUGUGGAACAGCAACAAAGGACGUUGAAUGAAUUCAAUGAUGCAAUUAAAAAUGAGAUUGCUAGUGACAGAAGUGUGCAAGGGGUGGACGUUGAGUAUGGCCAUCAGAAUAUACCUCGGUCAGAAAGUCUAGAUAGUCUUGAUAGUCUGGAGAAUUCUGAAGAUUCGAUAAGACAGAAUCGUGAUUUAACAUAUAAUCAAAAUCAAAGUGAGGCUAAUGGGGAUCAAGAGUUUAUAAAUAGAUAUAGUACAAAAAAUGACCUUAGUUAUAGUAAUGGUCAUAAUGGACGUUCUCCUGUAAAUAUUGUUGCGCCACAAAUAAAUUGUCAAAAUAUACAAAAUCAGCUAGUAAGUGACCAGUAUGAAAAUAGUAAAAAUGACAGAUAUAAUGGCUAUCAAGCUAAUGGUAGGAUUGAUUCUUAUGAUGUCAGCCAAAAUGGAGUUAAUGAUGUGACAAAGACACAAACAGCUGCCAAUCGUCCAAAAGUACAGCUGCGAGCAUGGGCCACACCCUCUCCUGUUGAUUCAAGCCAUAGACAGCCACCACAACAGGAACCAGUCUCUCAGAACUCCCAGAGAAUGGUUACUAAUGCUAGUUUGUAUACACAAAGAAAUACCAUGACAACUGUAACCACAACAACUGCCUAUGCCAGAGGUGCCAGUAAUGCAGGGCAACAGUAUGCUCAAAGCAAUAUAAAUACAAAUGGGGAAGCAGAUGCCUCUGCUAUGACAAAUGGAUCAGGACUGCCUCAUCCACAAGUUAUGGUCUUUAAAAAACAAAAUGAAGGUCGAACAACACAACCAAGUAAAAAUAUGGAAUUUUUAGAAACCGUUACUAAUGGUUAUGGUAGUGAAAGAAGUGACCUUUAUGAAAAUAAUAUAAAUGGAGACUUCCAGAGAGAGCCUCCUUCUGAUUCAAAUACAGUUGUUCCUAAAGAGCCUCCACCUAGCCGUGUACCACGACCAGUCACUGUUGUAAAGAAAGUUAUUCCAAGUAAACAAAUUGCUGUUCCAAGUGCUCCAUCGAUGACUCCUCCAAGCAAUAUAAAUCAGACAAUAGUGAAUGCUAAAACAACAUCUACACCAGUAUCACAACCAAUUAAGGUUUUGUCCGUUUCAAAAGUAGAUAAUAAAGAAAAUGAACCAAAACAAACAUACCUAAAUAAUGAAAACACACCAAAACUACAGGUACUUCCUGGAGGUAAAUUAACAGUUUUACCAGACAAACCUGUCAUGCCUGCACGACAAGCUGUAGGACAACCACAGCAGACGACAGCUAAGCAAGUGUCGUAUGCUCCACCACAGAAAUCAAAAGAUGAUAGUGAAUUGGAAACCAUUUCAAAGGCAAAAUUAAAAGAAAUGGAAUCUGGAGUUGUGAAAAGUAUACUUAAAAGACCUGCUACCUGUAAACUACCAACGUCUGGUACUAUAAAAAGGGCAGGGUCAACAGGAAGCAUGAACAUUAAGGACAGUUUAGAGGUGGCUAAAUCACAGAUGAUUCAUGAAAAAGAAAAACAAACUAAGCCAAAGAAGAAGAGUGUUAGAUUUGCUGGUGUAGAAUACUCUGAUGAGGUGGAGGAAGAAACAGAAGAGGAAGACAAAUUAUUCACUAAACGCAUUUCAGUAAAAAUUACUCCAAAGAAGAGGCCAUUUUCUGCAAAACCAAAUUUACAAACAACUGAAACCGAGAUCACACAUAAAUCCCAGGGGAGAGCUGGGAGUGCAUCAGUGCUUUCUCAGAAACACAAAUCAACAAUACGGCCACAAGCAGCUGCUCAUAUUAUUACCCAUAAUACUUUGAAGGAAAAUACACAACCAGAGAAAAGAAUAUCUGUUGUGAACAACAACUUCAUGUCCAAAGUACCAGUAUCAAGUGUAGCCAAGGGUUUGGUAUCACAAUUUCAGCCUGUAUCAUCUGAAAUAACUAUGUACACUGUACCAGGUGCUAGAUUAAAUUAUGCUGUAUCAGCAUCUAAUUACCCUGUAGCGUCAACGAUGGUUACAUCUCAGAAACAGGAAGUUACUCCAAACGGUUACUAUCAACAGCCAAUGAUGAGUGGGUCAACACCAGCACAAGGAUUAACUAACGGUAUUUAUCAAGAAGGGCCAGUUUAUGAUGAGAAUGGUAUGAGAAUCGACAGGACACCCACAGACGAUGAGAUUAAUUUCUUAUGGGAUAAAGUAAGAACGUGUUUACAUAGGACACCAGCACCUAAUAACAGUCCUACGUCUGAUCCUGUUAAACCACCUUUCUUCGAUCAGCCUGUUUCACGGCAGGCAGCACAUGUUUCGCAUACAAUUAUUGAUGGAGCUGCUCUUGGACAAAUAGCCAAUCAAACUCGUGUUUCUAGUUACAACACAACAAAUCCUACAACCCCAGGUAGAAAAAGUGUUGAUCCUAAUGGGUAUCAGAGAAGAUAUGGUCUGUUACAGAGACAGAAACAACCCAACCCUAACAGUCUGAGUAACAAUAACCAACUACAAAGGGAGACAAUUACAUACCAUGGUCCUAUGUCAAGUAAUCAGGAACCACAACAAGGGAACCCACAGUUUCAGCCUCGACAAGACACUGCUGACAGUAUGACUGCAUUUUUGAUGGCUGAACAGUUAGCCCAGCAGUCCAUGUCUGAGAGUCAGAUGCACCAUGCCAUGAAUGAUGUACAGAGUAACCCAAUCAGUGCAAACAGACCUGCUCCUAAUGUACCAUCAGCUUUGUCUAUAGAAGAGAGACGGUUGCUUGAAUCACUAGAUAAAUUAAAUGACCAAUUGAAAAUAUCAGAGUUUCCAGGCCCUCUACCUCAACAAGCCCCUCCUCCCCCUCAACCAGUACAACAAGCUGUACCUCACCACUAUGUACAUCCACCAAAUUAUACAAGUGCAUACUCAAUGUACAACACUAAUGCUGGAGGUUUCAGAGGUCACCAUCCUAUACAACAUAAACGGAACUCGGCAGGACAGAGAAAAAUGUCACCAACAAUUCAGAAUUUCCGGUUUUCUUGAGAAGAGGACAUGGAUGUCCUCAGUUGGUGAAGGAUGUUUAGCUUUGUUGUUAGAAUAGAAUAUUGCUUCAAUUAUUUAUGGUGCAGAUUUAAUGGAUUUCAAUGUAGAUGGCACUGGAAAUUUUCACAGUGGUUCUACAGAAUUAACGUUUUCAUUAAAAUCAGUGUAUGAAGUUUUUCA
This is a messenger RNA of Mytilus trossulus (common blue mussel), 4526 nucleotides long. RefSeq lists its product as uncharacterized. Gene Ontology annotation, cellular component: midbody; centrosome; ciliary base. The record is from RefSeq and is a predicted model, not a curated record. Gene Ontology annotation, biological process: cytoplasmic microtubule organization; non-motile cilium assembly; mitotic spindle organization. Bases 690 to 4346 code for a protein of 1218 amino acids. The transcript is spliced from 10 exons. Lineage: Eukaryota; Metazoa; Mollusca; Bivalvia; Mytilida; Mytilidae.